This is a messenger RNA of Strongylus vulgaris, 159 nucleotides long. NCBI's taxonomy places the organism in Eukaryota, Metazoa, Nematoda, Chromadorea, Rhabditida, Strongylidae. The record is from the annotation of a GenBank genome assembly.
GUAAGCGCCAAACGCGACUCUGUCAUGCGAACAGAGCCACAACAGAAGCAGGCCAACAAUAUGCCCGAUUCGCACAGUGUCGCAUCGACGUCUGGUGAAGAGGAUAACGGUAGCGAUAGCUCACAGGUAAAUACAUGUAUCAACCUGUUCGAUGAUUAA